Oncorhynchus gorbuscha (pink salmon) is the source of this 529-nucleotide messenger RNA. Its product is annotated as rho GTPase-activating protein 44-like. The transcript has 5 exons. The annotation marks the transcript as partial. Gene Ontology annotation, molecular function: GTPase activator activity. Gene Ontology annotation, cellular component: intracellular anatomical structure; dendritic spine; postsynaptic density. NCBI's taxonomy places the organism in Eukaryota, Metazoa, Chordata, Actinopteri, Salmoniformes, Salmonidae. Gene Ontology annotation, biological process: neurotransmitter receptor transport, endosome to postsynaptic membrane; positive regulation of GTPase activity; modification of dendritic spine. The record is from RefSeq and is a predicted model, not a curated record.
CAGAGCCACUGAUGACCAGUGAACUUUACGAGGACUGGAUUCAGGCGUCAAAUAUUCAGGAUAUGGACAAGAGACUACAAGCUCUGCUGGCGGCGUGCGAAAAACUACCAACUGACAACUUCAACAACUUCAGAUACUUAAUCAAGUUCCUAGCCAAGCUAGGAGAUUAUCAGGACUCCAACAAGAUGACUCCUGGUAACAUGGCCAUAGUUCUGGGUCCCAACCUGCUCUGGACCCACUCCAACGAGAGUGGGAACAUGACAGAGAUGAUGACCACAGUGUCUCUUCAGAUAGUGGGGAUCAUAGAACCCAUCAUACAGCACGCUGACUGGUUCUUCCCUGGAGAUAUUGAGUUUAAUCUGACGGGCUGCUACGGCAGUCCCGUACACACCAACCACAACUCAAACUACAGCUCCAUGCCUUCGCCAGACAUGGACCAAUCAGAACGCAAGCUGCCGCAUGACCAUGGCAGACGCCCACUCAGCGUUGCCACUGACAACAUGAUGCUGGAAUUCUACAAGAAGGAUGG